CUCUGAGAUUCGCCUCAAAACUUCUCUGUCUCUUCGUAAGAUUAGGCAAAGAAUCUAUCUAAAGCUUUUUAUGUUUCAUCACAUGGUCAGAAGGUACCGCACUGAGUGAAGUGGUCCCCGAUCGAAACGGUCCGGAGACUGAGACUGAAACUGAAACCUAAUUCCCAAAUACGAAUCUGUUCCACAAAGCCCCCGAGUGACUCGACCCAGAAAAGCCACGAAGUCGAUUAUUGCAGCCAUGUCAAUCAAUCAAGCCUUUCAGUCGCUGAAAUAGGUUUCAAGCAAUAGCGAAAAGGUUAUCCUCUAAUUGGUGUUCUUUCAUUUUUGGGGUUUAUAUUUUCGAGUAUUUAGACAGGAAGGCAAUUGGGUCAUGUCAAAUUUAGGCGAUGAUGAAAUAGGGUUAAUUCUUGACUGGAUUGAUAACCCAAAUGACAGGAAUUCAUUUUCUUUAGUUUGCAAGCAGUGGCUUAGAGUGGAGGGUCAAAAGCGGUUAUCAAUUCGGGUCUCGAAACUCGAUUUUCUCCCCAAUUUCCUGCCAAGAUUCCCGAAUUUAAUUACUUUUGAAUCAGAUGUAGUUAUCACUGAUGCUCAUAUUCGUUUCAUAGCGCAGAUGUGCCCUAAAUUGGAGAUUCUCAAUCUUAAUUUCAGACAAACUCGUGGUUUCGAUAGAUUUGAACCAUUUGGUACUUUUUCUGGUUUUGAGGACUUUGGGGACAAUGGUAUAUUUGGUUUGGCAAAUGGGCGCUGUCAACUGUCAAAAGUGUUUUUGAGGAGGAGAAAGAAUGUUGGUAACUAUGGAGUCAUUUCUCUUGUUGAAUACAUGCGAAAUUUAACUCACCUUGAUUUAGGGAGAUGUAAUUUGAUCAAUGAUGAAUCACUAGUGGCAAUUGGCAAGGUGAGUUCCAUUCGGGUUUUGAAUUUGGAAGGGUGUUCUUUGAUUUCUGACUGUGGAUUGGCUUCAUUGGCAAAUGGGUCGUCAUCGAGGACCUUGAAGGAGUUGGUUCUUGCAGAAUGUUAUAGAAUUACAGAUUCCGGUGUGUCGCUUUUGCAGCAUAUCCACUGCUUGGAGGGAUUGAAUUUGGCACAAUGUGGGCCUAAAGUGACUGAUUUUGGUGUUAUGGCAUUAGCUUCAAUCCAAACUCUGAAGAGGUUAAAUCUUUCUUGGCUGAUUAAGGUUUCAGAUAUUACGUUAGUCGCACUAGCCGAGAAUUGUAGGGAUUUGUUGGCUCUUGACUUAACUGGAUGUGAAUUGAUUACCGGAGCUGGCAUCCGUGCUUUUGCAUAUCAUGAAUGUUUGGAGGCUCUAGUGUUGGCUUCUUGUUAUAAUAUUGACGGGGAUGAUUUGGACUUGCUGCUGCGAUGCAAAUCAUUGAGGUCUAUUGUGCUUGAUAGAGAACUGAGAAUGUGGAUGCCGGCGGAAUUGCAAGAGAAAUUUGACAGGCUUUGUGAGCUACACUGGAUAUGACAGGGGACACUCUUGGGGCUCAAAUUUAUGAAGGUCAGCUGUGAUCACUGAAUUGGGGAAAUUCAUUGUGUUUCACUGUUUGUUGAUGGGAAUUAAUCUUGAACCUUGUUACCCACUGUGUGAUGAGAUUUCAAAAUAUAUGUCUUGGGUUCCAUUGGGUAUAACUGUUCUUGGUUUUCUUUUUCUUUUUCCUUUUCCUUUUAUUAUUAAGUCAAGCUUUUUUUAAAUAAAAGAUGGGUUAAUAUAAUUUGUCAGUCACCGGAAGAUUGACCAUUUUCCAAUUUUGUCAUCAAAUAUUAAAACGUUUUGAGUUUGGAAUUUCUUUCAUUUGGGUAAUUUGGGCAGAAUUUCUCAAAUCGGGGGAUCCGGACAGU
This is a messenger RNA of Tripterygium wilfordii, 1839 nucleotides long. RefSeq names its product F-box/LRR-repeat protein 4-like. Gene Ontology annotation, molecular function: protein binding. The transcript has a single exon. The record is from RefSeq and is a predicted model, not a curated record. Lineage: Eukaryota; Viridiplantae; Streptophyta; Magnoliopsida; Celastrales; Celastraceae. The coding region runs from base 371 to 1465 and encodes 364 amino acids. Gene Ontology annotation, cellular component: SCF ubiquitin ligase complex. Gene Ontology annotation, biological process: SCF-dependent proteasomal ubiquitin-dependent protein catabolic process.